Messenger RNA from Rhagoletis pomonella (apple maggot), 480 nucleotides. RefSeq names its product cell wall protein DAN4-like. The transcript has a single exon. NCBI's taxonomy places the organism in Eukaryota, Metazoa, Arthropoda, Insecta, Diptera, Tephritidae. Bases 1 to 480 code for a protein of 159 amino acids. The record is from RefSeq and is a predicted model, not a curated record.
AUGGGGGAAGCGCGUCGCAAAUAUAAUGAAAAACACACUCAUACACAAAAACCACAAAUUUCAUACGCCAACAUCACCAACCCAACCUUGAACAAACCAAGCACAAAAACAACGCCAAAUACAUCUACAUCUACAUCCGCAACAUACAAACGCCCAGCUUCGCCAACAAAAGCUAAUAUAACUAAAAUAGCAAAAACUCAAACGCAUAUUAACAAACUCAUAACCGACAACGACUCUACUACCAAUAAGACAUCCACCCAAAUUACUCAAUUUACAAACGAAAAUGUAAACUCAAACAAGAAAAAUCUACCAACAACUAAUCCUUCUCACGAAGACUCACAUACCCACUCUAGCCAAACGCAAAUCACUUCGCAAACCAACACCACUUCAUCUCCACUCAGCCAAAUAACACAACAAUUAUUAAACGAAAGCAGCUAUUUCAUGUCAGUCUUUGAUUCCGAAGAACAGCCUAAACUAUAA